Plasmopara halstedii is the source of this 1011-nucleotide messenger RNA. Its product is annotated as gag-pol polyprotein. The record is from RefSeq and is a predicted model, not a curated record. Bases 1 to 1011 code for a protein of 336 amino acids. NCBI's taxonomy places the organism in Eukaryota, Oomycota, Peronosporomycetes, Peronosporales, Peronosporaceae. The transcript is spliced from 2 exons.
AUGACAGAUCUUGGUGAGCUCAAGUAUUUACUCGGUAUGAAAAUUGGGCAAAAACAAGUGGCCGGUCAAGUCACGUUGCGGCAAACCAAGUUCCUUAAGUCAAUUCUGAGCAAGUUUGGUAUGCAAGACAGCAAGCCCGUCAAGACACCUCAAGAUACAGAACUCAAGUUAACGAAAAAUAUGUGCGAAGGAGGAUGCCGGCAUGAAGACACGAUGAAGAAUGUGCCGUACCGAAGCUGUAUUGGUGGCAUAAUGUAUCUUAUGGUUGCGACGCGCCCAGAUCUUGCCGCGGCAGUGGGAGUUCUAAGCCAAUUUGCCGCCGAUCCAUGCCCGACGCAUUGGCAAGCUCUCAAGCGCGUACUGCGAUACCUAAAAGCGACGCAAACGUAUGGACUUCAGUAUUCAAGUUGCGAUCAGGCAAAGCUACUUGGGUAUUCGGAUGCAGACUGGGCUGGAGAUAUCGAGUCUCGCCGGAGCACAAGCGGCUAUGUGUUCACACUAAACAAUGGGUGUAUUAGCUGGCGAAGUAAAAAGCAGCAAAGUGUGGCACUUUCCUCAACAGAGGCGGAGUACAUGGCGCUAUCAGAGGCCACUCAAGAAGCGGUAUGGCUCAAGGUUUUUCUGUGCGAGCUUGGUGAGAUGACUCCUAACGAUUCUGUCAGGAUAUUCGAAGAAAAUCAAGGCUCUAUUGCGUUGGCCAAGAAUCCAGAAUUUCAUAAGCGUACAAAACACAUCGACAUUCGAUAUCACUUUGUACGAGAAAAGAUUGAAGAUGCAAUUAUGACGGCAAUGUUUAUCCGAAAUCGGUGUCCAUGGCGUGCUAAUAAUCUCGAGAAGUCACCUUACGAGCUUUGGACGGCCAAGAAACCGCUAUUAGCCAGCCUAAAGGUAUUUGGCUGCCACGCGUUCGUACACGUUCCAAAAGAGAAACGCUCGAAGUUGGACGCGAAAGCCGUGCUGUGCCGAUUUUUGGGCUAUUCAGAGCACCAGAAAACGUAUCGGUUUGAAUAG